GUUGUCUGUUAAUUUUGGUACGGGGUGAAUUGGUAUCUAUCACACUCUUUUAUAUUUUUUUCGUGUUUUAAUAAUAAUAAAUAUCGUGUAAAUAACUUUAAAAUAAUAUUAAAAAGCCAUGUCAUCGAUUACAGUGCAUUUUUUGGUAAAGUUUUUUGUAUUUCCGUAUAAGUUACAAAGAUGAUUUUUUAUUCAGAAAAGUGUAUGUACAUGCAGGAAGAUAAUCGAUUUGUCAACGCGAGUUUAGAUUACAUUUUCGGUGCACUAAUUGACCUAAGGUGCGUUCAACCAUCACAUAUUAAAUAUACCAUGUUUGGUGUCGUUGGAUGCGGCUUUUUCUGAUAAAUUUUUUGGUUAAUCUUGUUUCCAUGACUGACUCUUCUAAGUGAAACAAAAUAUAAACAAAACCUGGAUACACCCGCACACUGCGAUUAUUAAUAAUUAAGAAGCACCCAGUGAUUUGGAACGUACCUAUAAAUAAUUCGUGAAGGUUUUCUUUCGCGAUUGGGGUUAUGAUACAUGUUGAUUAUCAACAUCUUUUGAUAAUAAUUAAUAUUAGUAGUAGGGGGCAAGGAUCUGUGCGCUAGAAAAUCAUACAAUUAACUUUUUUCGAUUGAUUGACUUUUAACCAGUUUCGCGAUAUCGUUCUACAUUUUCAUAUUCAGAUGUGUAAUAUUUAUAUACCUUUGUUUAUUUUGAAUGCGAUAUACAAAAGGUGACAGUUCCUUUUGGGGGUUUUGCUGAAAAAAUGGAUGUCGAUGAAGCUGUUGUGGAUUUGAGUAUUAGCAACAGAACUUCAUCAACACCACCCAGUUACCACCAAUUACAUAUAACUACCAACAACUUUAACUCCCACUCUAUACAACAGCCCUUGUCUAUUACGAACGUUAGGAGAGUUCUAAGGCCACGCACAGAACCUCGUUCUUACGUUGAAAGUCCAGACGCUCUUAUCAACGGCUUGCUGGAGAAACCAAGAACCAACGGAAAUUUAGAGUACAGUAGCGAUUCCAGUGAAGGAGAAAUGCCUCCCUUAGCCCCCGUGAAAGAGUACAGUCCUGGAGAGCUUAAGCAACGGGAAAGGGGUCUCAGAAGGCUCCGAGAGGAGCUUCGGGCGGAAGAAAUGAAACUGGUCCUUCUCAAAAAGCUCAAGCAAUCCCAACAACUGAAAGAAAAUGUCGCCGUUUUGCCCCCCAACAUACCUGCUUCGGCGUUACCGCCCUCAGGUCUCCCUAGCGGUCUUAGUAUCACCCCUACGACUGUAAAAGUUCCUCCAAAGGGACAGCAGUCUCCGCAGAUGGCACAUUCACGUCAUUCUACUUCAAGUUUGCUACAUAAGACUGGUAGCAUGUCUGGGAAUGGAAGUGUUAAUUCUCAAAAUAUGUUAAGAGUGCAACCUCCUCCCCCUCGUGGAAGCAUGCAUGUGCCUCCGCUCAGUGCGUCCCCAAUCAACAACAGAACCAGCCUUUCAGUCCCACAACCGCCACAGAGGUCUUCUAUGGGCAGACCAACAAGCGGUUUUCCUCCUGGAGUCAAGGAUUUAUCACCAUCAGUUACAAUCACGCCAGCACCGCCACAACCAAUUAAGGAGAGAAGUAGUAGAGAAGAUAAUCAAACACCAGCUCAAAGACAAGCUGCUGCCAAAUUAGCUCUAAGAAAGCAACUAGAGAAAACGCUGUUACAGAUACCUCCACCGAAACCGCCUCCUCCGGAAAUGCAUUUUAUACCAAAUCCAAGUAAUACGGAAUUCAUCUAUCUGGUUGGUUUAGAGCAUGUAGUCGACUUUCUUACUAAAGAAACUAAAAUACCAUUACCUCCGCAACCGUUCACAUGUAGUCAAUGUCAGUCUGAUUUUACUCCCGUUUGGAAAUGGGAAACCCAUAAAAAGAAUAAAGCAAUGAAAACGGUGAUAUGCGAGCAAUGUGUGACCAAUAACGUGAAGAAGGCUUUAAAAGCUGAACACACAAACAGGUUGAAGACUGCAUUCGUUAAGGCGCUACAACAAGAACAAGAAAUCGAACAGCGACUAGCACAAAACGGAGUAUUUACUUCAAGCAGUCCGGCUCCUUCGCCGGUCACCCCGGAAGCACUUCCAAAAGCUGCCACGCCUACACCGGCUCCGAGGCAUGCGCCUACACCGCCGGCACAAGCUCCUCCUCCCCCUCCUCAACCGACCCCUCCGCCUCCACGGUCUUCACAUCCGUCGAGUCAUUCUUCUUCCUCGUCCGUAGCCCAGGAUAAGUACACACAACAGCAGAGCGCAGCUGCCAUGCAGGCUUUGCAUCAGCAGAUUUUAAGAAGCUUAUCUGCGGGCGGUCCACCGGGCGCAGCUCACAUGUUGCAGUUCUCGCCGCUCUUCUACCCGUAUCAGUUAGCGAUGGCACAGGCCGCCGCGACCGGAAAGAAUUCCGCAGCCGGCAAUUUGGCGGACAUCCAAAGGGCCGCCGAUAUGCAACGUCAGUACCUCCUCGACAUGAUACCGCCUCCGACGCAUCAGCAGCAGCAACGCCACAAUUGGAAGACAUGAUCUGAAAGGAAGCUCGAGUAAAGCUUAGAUCUAUCCGUUAAUUCGAUCACAGGACUUGUAAUUAUAGUUGUCUCACAACACAGUAAUAUGGAAUAUAUAUAAAUAUAUAUAUUUUUAUCCUGUUUAAAAUGCCCUCUUCAAUUGAGUAAUUUUUAAUAAUUUGUACCUUGUAUUCAUUGCAAAGCAAUAGUUUUGAUUAUUUAAUAAUUAAUUGUAUGAUGUAGCCUUCAAAAAAAUGGGUCAAAUGAUUUUGAUAAAACUGCAGUCUUUUAACUGUUAUACGAAGUUUUGGGAGUGCUUCAAUUACGAAUCCAAAAAACGAUCAAAAAUUCACGAAAUACCAUAUAAUUAUACUAUGAUGGUCAAGUUAAUUAUCAUAUUUUAGAUCCAGCGUAAUUGUGGGAAGCAAGUCUCACUUUGUGUAUAUGCUUUAAGCAAUUAAACUUAUUUAAAUUUAAUGUCGUCAGUUUCAUUUUGUAAUUGUUGCAACCGUAUAACAUCCCGUUUUGUCAACUUCUAACCAAAAUAGCUAAUUUAUUUAAUUUCCCAAAGAUUUAGUACUUCGUUAUAAACGCAAUCAUUGAUUCGACUGACUUAAUUAUUAAUCCAACUAAUCAUGAAUUAUGUGACAAUAAGGGGUGAUAUGAUUGUUUUAAAGCCUUAUUUAUGACGUUGUUGAUAAUUAUGUAAAGUUUUGUCACUGGUAAUUUUAAAAUGGAAAUUAGAAUAUGGGUACAAUAUUUUGAGAUGUAGAAAUGAAGAACUAAAAAAAAAAUAAUGAAAAAAGAUUGUUGCAGUACGAUAAGAUUAAGAUGGCAGAAUUGGAUGCGCAUUGGCAAAUCUAAAAAUGGGAGAAGUUAUCUCAGUUAAUGGCUGAACUUCGAUACCGUGAACAGUGAUAUAUUUUUGUUAACUGAGAUAAUUUCUCCCAUUUUUAGAUUUGCCAGUGUGCAUCUAAUUCUGACUUGGUUAUCUCAAUCUUGUACUGUACAUUGUGGUUCCUAAUAAUUUUGUUUAUUUGUUGCAAGUACUAUAUACAUUCUUUAUGAUGUUGAAAAAAGUACUCAUUUUCAUUGAUUUACUUUGUAAAUUCGAAUGUUUAGUUUGCAUCUAUUAUUUGUUUUUUUUUUUCAAUUUACAGUUAAUGACGCUACUUAUUGUGUCUGGUGGAAAUGGAUUUUUUUUUUAUUUCAAAUGAAGGGGACAUAAAAUUCAAUACAAUUCUUUGUGUAUUGUUUACUGCAUCAAAGUAUAUAACCUAACUUAACACUGCACAUUUUACUUUCAAAAUUAUAUAUUAAAAACAAAAAAGGGCAUAUUUUGAAUGUGUGAAACAACAAAUAAUAAUGUUUUGUCAAAGCGUAACUUAUUACUUAAAACGGUUAUUAUAAUAAUUUCUAUUAUGAACAUGCAGUACCCACGUGAUGGCUGUCUACAAUUUCUUAAAGUUGUAUUAACAGUGAAAAUAUCUUCUAUUAUGCCUGUUUUGAGUCUUAUUUGACAAUAUAUUAUGACGUUAAAUCUUAUGCAUAGUCUUUCUAUGACGGGACUGAUAAUUAUUAAGUAUAGUAUCGUUAUAUCUAAUUUCAUGUAUUUUAUUUGUGUUAAUUGAUUAUAAAUGAUUUAAAGAUUAUAGAAAUUUGUUUUUCACCAAUAUAAUUAAUCUCAUGAAGCUUUUUUACCAUUUUUCUCUUUUUUUCCAUUUCUCUCUUACUUGCCAUAUUUUUUGCUUCUUCCUUCAAGGUAUUUUAAUUCUUCCUCUUUUUCUCUAUACUUUCUUUGCUUUAAUUAACUUUUUUCUAUUUCUCAAGGAUUAUAAGUCUUAGUUUAUCAGUUUCAUUAUUUUUUUUUUUAGCAAUUUCUGUAUCAAUCUGUGUAAAAGCUGUUUCUUAUUCUCACGUGAUUAUUGGUGCUAGUAUAAUGAGCUGCUGCCUCAAAACUUACCUCAAUUUUAAAUGUUGGAUAGAGAGCCCCAAAAUAUUUUAUCCUACGACACUGUUUUAGACUAGGUGUCCCGUCCUCAAAAGCCGAUGUUUUUUUUUUGUUGUUAUACCUUGUGACGUAAAUUUUGGUCCAUUUUUAAAAUUUGACAAUUUCUAAUGGAAAAAUGCAGAUGUUAGACAAUUUAAAAGAAUCCACAUAAAAUCUGACAUUCAGAAAUUGUAUACCUUAUAUGAGGUAAGUCUUAAGGCAGCAUAAGUAGGAAAUAAUUUUUGAGAAAAGAAAUUUGACAUAAAGUAUGUUUGGUGUAUUUUCAAGAUCAUACAAAUUUGGCAUUUGUAGGCGAUAUUAAAUAAGAAAUUCAAUAUUGCAUUGAUCCCGUGGGUACUGCAUGACCUUGAAAGUAAAAUAAAUUCCAAUCAAAGGAAAUUAUUUUGCUUUGCACAAGAUUCGCAGAAUAGUGAAUAUGUUUUGUUGGUUGUAAUUUCUGGGGGAAUUGAAAAAUCUAGUCCUUAUUUUGUAAGUAUUAACGUUUUCUUAAAGAAGAAAGCUCGAAAGGUUUCCUUUCAAAUUUGCGGAUGAGAUUGAAUUUAGGAUAAUAAAAUUGUGUGGCUAAACAGUACAAAUUAACGUAAGUAUAGGUUUUAUUUUAUUAUUAUUUUUAACAUCUUUUCAGUAAAACGGCUGCGCUUUUAUUAACAAAAUUGUGGAUCUCAUUUUGGUAAUUUUAUUUUCUAUAUAAAUAGUCUCAUCCAAUUAAUUAAUAGUACACAGCCAAACGCUGGUAUUUUAUUCAAAUAUAUAUCACUAUUCUAUCUAUUCAUUUGAAACAAUAAUUAGAAGUAGAUUUUGUAAUUUAUUUUACUACAUACAAUAAACUGCAGAAUAAAUACAAGAAUCUCUUAUUUAUGAAAAGGUAUGUCACCUUUUUCAUGAAAAUAAGAUAAUGGCGAAAAUCUGUUCUAAAAAGGUGUAUCUAUUGUUUAAUAAUGAAAUAGUCAUUGAUAAAAGUGUAUUUGUUGUGAAGUCAAGGCUUAAAUCAUUCCAUCUCUAAAUCGGCUAGCUAUAUUUGGCUGUAUUGAAAACAUGCAUAGGAGUAUUAGUCUUAAGGUUGGCGUUCGCCCAUAGAAAUCUGCCGUAUAUGCGCAGUUGACUUUAAACCAAGCUUUCGUAAAAAAUAUACCUCCUGUCAUAAAUUUUAAUAUUGAAAACAGUUUAUAAAGUGUGCCUAGGGGUUGUAAAGACUUCUUAAGAAACGAAGUUGUUCUAAAGAACUCGAAAAAUGACUUUGACUUUUGGUAUCUAAACCACAUAUAAUACUUAGGAAUUUUCUUUAAAACUAAACAUAUUUACAUGUUGUCUUUCCGUACAACCAACACAGAAAAAUAAUGAAAUACAUCACACUUUAAAAUAUUGUUUAAUUUUUUUGAAAGCUUGGUUUAAAAUUACAUACAUUUUUUUAUGAAAACACAAUUGUGUGGUAUAUCACGUGGCAUAGUGAAAAGUUACAAAAGUAAAAUCAUUUUUAAGAUAAACAGUUUUCGAGAUAUGACCAGACGCCGCCCUUAAAGGGAAAUUUUUAAUUUUGAUUAAUUUUUUCAGUAAAUAUUUAAUAUCAUAGAUUUUUUAUUCUUUAACAGAUAUUUAUUGUUUUCUAAAGUACCGGGUGUCCAAAUAAGACAGGACGCCGGUUGUCGUUGGCUGUACUAUAUGGCCUAUACACUAUGAAAUUUUGGGAAAAAAAAAAUUGUCGACAUACUAAAGAAAUCGAUGGAUCUGCCAUUGAAGAGAAUCUUCUUGCAUAUUAUAAAAGUAAUAUCCUAAUAAUAAUGGAAAAACUUAUAAUGGCUAUAUCUCAUAUACUAUAGAUCAGUGGUCGCCAACCUCUCAAUAUGUUGAGCUACUUUGUUAAUUUUGGAAUAAACAGCUAGCUACCCACACGGAAGCCACGUAACGCUACGUAAAUGAAAUAAUCCACAGUUAAUUUAUCAUUAUAUGUAUUUAUUUUACUAUUUAACUGGUAAUACAUAAUACAUAGGUACUAAUAAUAAACUAAUAACUAAUAUUACUAGUACGUACUUGUUCAUAGCUACAUUACUACCUACCAAACGAAGGUGUUUGAAAAAUAAACACAAACUUUUAUCCAGCCACAACGGCAUGUCACGUAAGAUUUAAAAAUAGUUAAUAAUAACAACAAAAAAGUAACGCACUAUCAUGAACAUAAACAUUGAAAAAUAAAAAAGCACGUUCAAUGAGAAGGCUGACACUCAGACUACUCGAUAAUUUUUUUAAUGUUUGCAGUAUAAUUUGAUACAGCCAUUCGAAUACAAUUAUCCAAAUGUUCAUCUGUAAGUCGAUUGCGAUAUUUGUUCUUAAUAAACUUCAUAUUGGAAGAAGAAGAUAGAACUGAAUAUUUGUCUUUACUUACAAUAGGCCAGAUACAUUUGGUACUUGAGACUAACGAUUUUAAGGCUAAAUCAUUUUGAAACUCGUCGCCAAAGUUCUGCAUGACACAAGUUGCAAACUGUUGGAUAUCAAUUUACAUAAAGGGUGAAACAACAAACGGCGCUACUAAAGCCAUUUCGUUGAAAUCCUUAAAACGAUUUUUGAAGUUAUUCUUCAGGGUAGAAACUAUUUCUACAUGAUAUUUGCUGUCAUAGGGUUCUAAUGGAUUUUGAGAUAUUUUUUCUGAAAGAAUAGGAAAAUGCUUGGUAUCGCUGUUAAUUAGGUUUUGUUCCCAAAACUCCAGCUUUUUGAUAAAUGCUUUUAUAUCAGAAAUCAUUUCCGCUAGUUCUUUGUCUCUCCCCUGAAGCUGCAAAUUAAGUUCGUUUAAUUUCUCUGUAAUGUCCAUGAGAAAACCAAAAUCUCUAAGCCAGAUUGAAUUUUCUAGUUCCGGAGUCGGUUCAUCGCGUUGUUUGAAAAAUUGAACUAUGCCAGAUAGGACAUCAUUAACACGUUUCAGCACCCGUCCUCUACUUAACCAUCGGACUUCAGAGUGAAGGAGUAGGUCCCCCUAUUGACAGUCAACUUCAUCGGCCAAGGUUUUGAAUAAUCUUUGUAACGCUUGAGCUCUUAUCUUGUUCACAAUUUUUACCACCAGUUUCAUAACGUUGUUUAGUUUCAGGAAAUUUCCACAUAAUGCUUGCUGAUGGAUAAUGCAGUGGUAACAGAGAAAUUGCGGAAAAGUUUCAUCUUUACGACAUAACGCCACCAGACCCUUAUCACAACCUACCAUAGCUGGAGCGCCAUCGGUUGUCAAGCCUACCAUUUUCGAUAUUGGAAUUUUCUCGGAAGAAAUAAUAUUUUUUAAAUGACAAAACAACUCCUGUCCAGUAGUGUGUCCUUUCAGUGGAAUAAACUUCAAAAGAUCUUCUUUAAUCGUAAAAUCAUUAAAAACCAUCCUGACGAACACGGCCAUCUGGGCAGUGUCAACGACAUCUGUUGAUUCAUCCAGUUGAAGUGAAAAAUAAACACAGUUAUCUAAGUGAGUUCUUAACUGUAAAAAAAUAUCAUUGCUCAUUACUUCUACACAUCUCAUCACUGUAUUAGCAGAAAGUUGCAUAGAUUUUAUAGCUGAAACUAUCUCGUUUUUAUUUCUAAAGUUGGCAAAUAACGAAUCAGCAGCUUCUAAAAACGCCUGUUUCAUCAUUUCCCCGUCUUCAUAAGGUUUCUUUGUUUGUACAAUCAUCUGGGACACACGGUACGAUGCUUCAGUUGCAGCCUUAUUUUUGUCGACUGUUCUUAAAAAUAUUGAUUGUUGUUCAAUUAACUGCUUUUUUAACUGUUUCAGUUUCUCCUUUCUGGCGGCAGAAUGUAGUGGGAAUGAUUUUUCAAAAUUAGAAUGUACAGUUUUAUGAUGUCUUUCAAUAUUUCCUUUUUUAGCAACGGAGACCGAAGUAUUACAUAACAAACACACAUUUUUAUCUUUAACUUCUGUAAAAAAAGUAUUUUUCUUUCAAUUCCGAAUGAAAGUGGUAUGUCUUUACCUUCUUACAACUGCUUGCCAUAAUAUUAUUUUUUGUUGUUCUCUACUAACCCAACCGCUGGACCUUGGUUACGCGUUCAGUUUUAAACUAAUCGCAAUGUCGCCGCGCCGUGCGUAUUUAUCCCGUUCAAAGCAAUCCUGAUCGUUCUCGAACACUAACGCGCUGGUCCGGCUGGUCGGUUCUAGCCGAUUCUAGUUUGAUGGCGUCAGCGGCAGAUCGCUCACCGCAACGUUGCCGCUGUUUAUGUUUAAUAUUAUGACAAUUAGAUUUUUUUGUGGAAUUUUCGGAAGCUUCUCUGAUUUUUGCAGUUUGCAUUUUUUAAAUUAAAAUCGUUGUGAGAGCUACCAGAAUUGCCUCCGCGAGCUACCGGUAGCUCGCGAUCGACAGGUUGGCGAUCACUGCUAUAGAUGAUAUCACCAAAUGUCUAAAGCCGGUUCUAGGGGAAAUUAAAUGACAAAAUACAUAAUUUACUUCCCAUCAACCCCCCUAUUCGCUACCUACAUCAACAUAUAUAAAUAGCGACUACCUACAUUUAAAUCAUUAAAAAGCUAGUAAAAAUUAAAAACACCCUUGAAAAGAAGAUGUCAUGUUUAUCUGAAUUUAUUUAUUUAACACAAUUACCCCCAAUUAAAAUACAAAAUGAAAAAAAGUGAUAAAAAUUUCUUAAUCUAUACAUUAAAAAUAAAUUUUGUCGUGACUAUCUCCCUAGACCAAAUAUCAGUGAUUGUUUCUCUAGAGAAAUAGUCAAUAUUUGGUCUAAUGAAAUAGUCGUCUCAAAUAUAACACGACCUUGAUUAAUAUUAUGCUAUUUUUGUUGCUACAUUUCUCGAACAUUUUACAAUUUGAUUCUACAUAAUUUUGGCAUUAACAAUCAAUUGUUUCUGUAUAUGUAUUAUCAAAUUGGUAUUAAAACAUUCUCGAGAUUUAGAUUCAACAAAAAUAGCUGACUAUUAUCAAGGUCUUGGUAUAUCACCCUUAAUUAUUUUUUAACCUAUAUUUUUUGAUACCUGGAUAUGCUGUUUUGAAUAUUAGACCAGGUGUGAUACAUUAAAAAUGCCUUCUAUUUAAUUAAACAAAGGGGAAAUUUAUUUUGUAAUCCUCUAAACUUAAAUAAGUAGAUAAGUAAUGCAAUAAAUAGCAAAUAAGUAGCUUAAGCACAUUUACGUUUUCCGUAGGUAACUUGUUUUUGGCACAUACAGUAGAUAAAUGUUAAAUUGUUAAAUAAGUACCUAUGUUUUUAAAUAUUUUUUUUGCCAAGAAGUAUAAAAUAAAUUGUUUUUAUUGAGGUGCGUAUAGAUAUAAAGGGCCGGGCUCUGACCAACAUCGGGCCUACCACAUGCCGGGCCAAAUAGGAUCGAAGUAGGCCCGUUUGCUUUCCAUCGUGUUGUAGAUAUACGACACUGUACAAAUCUGGCGAAUUUGGACCCGUUGUUGGCCUGGGCUCCGGCCCGUUAUCUCUAUAAGCACCUUUAUGGUUUAAAUUUUUUAAUAUCAUCUUUCAUGAUAUGACCAUUGUAAGUUUUUAAAUUGCCAACUCCUUUGUAUACGUUUUAUUUUUGUACCUAUUCCAGUUAUUAUUAAAUAAAUAUCAACAAUAAAAACUAACGUUAAAAGAUUGCUUUAGUAAAGUCCAUCUUACGGUUUUAUUAUGAAAUUAGCCCCAAAAAGGUGAAUUUCACUUGUAUCUAACACAAUACUAUCCUAUUAUGUUGUUGAAAAUACAUAUUUACGACAUUUACGUACAUUUUUUUUUCUUUGUGAUAUUUUGAUAGUUUGAACAAAUUAAAUGUUCGUAAAGAAAAAUGAAAUCAACAUGCUAUAUAAAAGAACAAAUAUAUAUUUUCAAUAAUAUUACUGAUAAGAACUCGGUAAACUUGGAUGCAAUGUUCAAUCAGAAUAUUGCAUUUCUGCUAAGGACACUUAGUGAGCCUGUGUUGGGUUCAGAAAUUUCGUAAACAAUCUUAUCUGUCUUGGUUAUACUCUUACAUCUUUUGAGUAUACGUGACUUAUAUCUUUUCAUGAUUAAACAAUAGAUACACCUUUUUAGAACAGAUUUCCGCCAUUAUUUCAUUUUCAUAAAAAAAGGUGAUUUAUACCCUUUCAUAAAUAAGCGAUUCAUAUAGAGUGUCCCAUAAAUAUACCGACAAAUUUUUAAGGAUGAUGAGAAGCAUCAAAAUAAAUAUGUUUUGCUUAAUAAACAUAUGUUUGAAAAUGCUUACCUCAUUAUGAUAUCAAAAACAAAAGACUGGGUUUGGAAAAAACAACUAUUGGGAGAAAGUACCAAAAAAAAGGAAGAUCAUGCUCAAAAAGAACAAAUAAACAAAAUAGGCGUAUAUAAUGGAGACCUAUUGUGCGACUGUCACAAGGAACCAGAAGCUGCUUAACAUACUGUGCGACUGCAAAACAGUGGAUUGCAAAGACAGGCACUUUUUGUUGGACAACCAUGGUGAAGUAGAAACGACAAAUACUAUUUUGCGAUAUAACAGAUGGACGCACUUCGAAUGACGGAAAAGUGUAAUCAAAAUGGCGACUUUCAGUCAAUUGUUUUAUAUUUGAAGGUUGACGGAAUGAAACUGUUUUUAUAUAAUUUAAAUUAAUCUAUUUAAAAAAAAAAUGGAAUUUAUUCUCAUCAAAACCAUAUAUGUAACCAGUAUAUUGCCAAUAUCGUAAUCCACUUUUGGCACAAACAUGCUUCUCGUUGCGGCACUACUGAGCAUGCGCAUUGAGUCUUUCAGACGGUGCGACGUCACUAAACAGGGCUGGCUUUAUUUUCAACGUUGAAAUUAUUUUUUGCUUAAAUAAUUCGGUGUUAUGAUUUUCACAAAAAUAUGUUACGUUCAGCAUUGGUCUCGCAGAUGAUUUUAAUCAGUAAAUAGAAAUAUAAAGAAAUUUAACAGUUAUUUAGGUCAAUAAUCUCUUUUUAAAGAGUACGUUACAAGAUAUUUCAGCCGCAGAAUUUCUAAAAAAAUUAAAUAUUAUUUUAAUAUUUCAUUUGAGAAUGCCAAUUUGCUUAUAAUGUUAAAAAAAUAUAUAAAUUAAGGAUAGUUCACAACAAUGCAGGUAUAGUUAGUCGUAGAUAAACUAUUAAUAAAAGAAACCAUAUUUUUCACUGCAUUGCGAUUUUAUGCGGUUGGGACCUAUCAACGAUGUAUUGGCCAAGAUUUUAAUUCUGGGCUUAGCCAAACAUCUGUACAUAGGUGCAUUAACUCUGUCACUCAAGCUUUAACACUUUUAGCCCAUCAACACAUACAACUUCCCACAACUCCCCAGGAAAGAUUAAAUUUGAAUUUAUGGAUACAUCAAGAUUUCCUGGGGCAAUAGGAACAGUAGAUGGAAUACAUAUUGCCAUUUUAAGCACAUUAGAUGGACAUAACUUUAUUAACUGCAAACACUUUCAGUCUCUUAAUGUACUAAUUGUUUGUGAUCCCAGUUUGAAAAUACGUAGUAUUAAUGCAAAUUAUGGUGGAUCAACUCAUGAUUCAUUUAUAUGGAAUCGCUCAAUAGUUAGAGUUUAUGAUUAAUUUAAAUGAACAUGAAACUUAUUGGUUAUUAGGUGAUUUUGGGUACCCCCAAGAACCUUUUUUAAUGACACCAGUAAGAAAUUCCCAGAAAAACAGUGAACAUAAUUAUAACUAUGCUCACAUAAGAGCUAGAAAUUGUGUAGAACGGUGUAUUGGGGUUACCACUUUCGCUCGUUGAAUAUCUACUCAUGCUCAACCCGCUGUAACUGAGUUUGAUCGAAAUUGGUAUCACAAUCAGACUCCAUUAUAGACUGGAGUCGAGAAUUUCGAUUUAUUUCUGAAGAGUCCUAAUAAGGAUGACUUUCUCCUUAGUGGGCAAAAUCAAAGGCAGAGGGUUGAAAAUAUUUUUAGUGUUGAAAAUAUUUUUUCUCUGCUAUUUUCUUUCGACGUUAUUCAAUAAUCAUUGGUUACUUAUGCACCUCUUCUACUAAAAAUACUUAUAAAAUAUUUUGCUGAAUAUCGAAUAUCUUCUAUAUCCUGAGAUAUAGACGGACAUUUGGAUAUCCAUAUUAGAUCCACUGGAUAUAUUGGAUAUCCACAAACUAUAUUCUGUGGAUAUCUCUGGGAUUUCUUGUAGAUAUUUUGCUGGAUAUCCAUAGGAUAUCUUCUAUAUUCUGGAUAUAGACGGAUAUUUGGAUAUCCAUAUAUCCACGAGAUAUUUCAGAUAUCCUGUGGAUAUAUUGGAUAUCGACAAAAGAUAUUAUGUGGAUAUCUCUGGGAUUUGGUGUGUUGUCUGGGUAUGUUCUUAAAUUCCAACUUGAAACAAUGUAAGUCCAUUACAUCCAUUCCUAAUAAAAGCUUUGAUAUCAGCGACAAUAACAGAAUGAGUUAACUUUUCAGUACCAAUGCAUAGUUGAAUCUGGAUUCCACUAUGGAUGUUGGCACUUUCACCUGUGGCAGUCUGAAGUCGCGACCUUGUUGGUAGAAGUCUCUUGCUGUUAUUUAUGGUUGUUGGUCGUAUAAUGGUCCUAGUUGCUCCAGUAUCCACCAACAGUGUAUACUUUCUACCAUUUAUUUCGUCGUCUACGUAUACACUAUCAUUGCGACAUUUCAAAGAGGGUCUUUGGAACGGUUCCUAUUCGAAACUGCGCCCUCUAGGCCUUCCCGCUUUAAUGUUCCUGCUGGGUGUUGUCUUGGCUUUUUAUAACGCUAGGGCGUUUGCACAAGCUGCGUACAUGUCUCAGUUCACUUCAUUUUGAGCACCUGAUGGUCUUCAUCUUCUUGUCAGUAAGUCUCUUCAUCAUGUUAACCAAUUGGUCGAGUUUAUCUUCCACUUUUACAGUCCUCAUUUUAUUGUAUCCACCAGAAGUCUGCGUAGCUGCCUCAUACUCUAGAGCACCAAGCAAGACAUCGACCAAUGUUUUGUGACGGGAUAAGCGGAGGGUUUUCUCCAUCUCAUGGUCACAGGUCAUAUUUUCUGGAGCAUACCAACCUGGCAAUAUCUACUUGGUAUUCUUGAAGAGUCUUGUCACGUUUCUGUUUGCGAUUCUUUAUUUGUGAUUGAAACAAAAACUUCCAAGUGUUUGUGGCGAUAUCGCAUGUUUAGUCUCUUUAAGUUGUUCAUAAACAUUCAACUCUUCCACAGGUAAGUUUUAAAAACAUCUAAAAUAUUCCCUAGAAGAGGAACGAUGGUCCAAUUUACUGCCUUUUCUCUUAACUACAAAAAAAUUUGAAAAAUUAUGAAAAACCACUUAACCGUACUCUAAUAACAAAGCAAUAAUGAUGUUAGUGCAAGGUUGUUGUAGUGUUGUCCUAUAUUUGUACUGCAUUUUUGGUAUAUUGUACUUUCAAUCCCUAAUUUUUAAUUACUAUAGAGGAAAAGUGAUAUUUUAUUCCCUGAAAAUGCAUAAAAUUUAUUUUGUAAAAUCGAAAGUAUUUACACUUUGUGAUGAAAAGAUAAAUAGUGAUAUAUUAUCUGUUAAUUGUACAUUAUUAAAUUAGAUUUCUGAUAAAAAAUUACAAGAAAUAAAUGGAAUGAUAUAUGCCAUAAUUUGUUUCGGUAACAAAAUUUUAAGGAAACCUUUAAAAAACAACAAACCCUUAAAUAAGGACGUAUUUAGGGAAAAUCGCGUAUUCGGCUCGCUAAUUUCAUUUUUAUUUAUUGAUGUAUAACAUUCAGAACAACAUGGCGCUCUGUAAGAAGCUCCCGAGUUCUUUCUGUCGAUAAAAAAAAUAUUGCUUUAGAAAUUAAAGUAAUGCAUGCCUACAGGGCGUUUAGGAAUUAUUAAUCCAGAAAUUUUAGUAAUAUGGUUUGGUCUACGAUUGAACGAUUUGCGUUAUUAUAACAAAAAAUGUCAAUUACUUACAUUUUUUGUGUGUUAUCUGUUUGUUAUAAAGUAAAUUGGUUAUUAUGUAGAAGGCUAGGUAAUAUUUUUCUUCCUCAUUUCAAUAAACAUUUUAGGUAUUCAAAAUGGACAUUUUUUUAUAUCUAAAUGAUACAAUUAGAGAUACAUAUAGAACUUGGCAAAUAGCAGAGCUUUAAAAGAUAUAUUACCAUUAAAACUAUGCAGUCUAAAAAAAUGCGGUUGUGUUAUUCUAGUUAGAGCUCAUAUUUAGCUAAUUUGUUAUAAAUUUCGCGAAACUUAAAACACCAAAAAUCUAUAAAAUAGAUAUAUGAUUGGAUUUUGAUAAACCUAUACUUGGGUUAUAAAUACAAUUUACAUUAUGAGAGAAGUCUAAGUUUAUCAAAAUUUUGCUGAUUUAUCAGACGAAGAAAACAAUGUUUUAAAAAUGUGCUUUAAUUCAAUAUUUGUAUUUAGAUUGUUAAAAUUUUAUUGGAAAUAUUUCGAAAAAUGCCUUUUUAGGGGAUAUCUUGCUAAUUAUUAUUUUUUUAAUUUUUAAUACAUGCUAAUCAACCAAAUUUUCCUUAUUUUAUUAUAGACUACCUAUCCUCUCUAAAGCAUAUUGGAUCGUAGUAAUUCCUAAGCAUCCUGUAAAAAUUAAGAUUUGAUACUUGUGAUGACUUUUUUUAGGCACAAUUUUUACCGCAUUUAAUCAAUCCAAUGUCAGUUAGUAUCGAAUCUCAAGCUUACAUAAUUAGUUGAAUAUUUGUAAAUAAAUGUUUCUACAAUUGUACAUUAGUAAUAAUUCUUUUUUAGAAGUACUGGUGCAUAAUAUGCUCAAUGAAUUUAAUAUAAGGUGUUCUAGA
Psylliodes chrysocephalus is the source of this 15120-nucleotide messenger RNA. NCBI's taxonomy places the organism in Eukaryota, Metazoa, Arthropoda, Insecta, Coleoptera, Chrysomelidae. The record is from the annotation of a GenBank genome assembly.